UGCUUACCUCGUCCUGCUCCUUCUGCAAUAGAAAAACGUAUCUCUAAUCAAGUCUAAAACAAAGAUGGCCGCCGAUUCCAUUAAAGGUUUUCUUGUGGUCGUGCUCGCCUUCAUGCUUGCUUCUGAGGCUUUUCUUCGGGAAGUUAAUGCUGCCGGAGAGUGCGGAAAGACCCCCAUCAAGUCUGCAGCUGCAAGCUUGAGCCCUUGCUUGAGUGCUGCCGGGAAUGCUCAGGCCAAGGUUCCACCAACAUGCUGCACCAAAGUUGGUGCCUUAAUCAAGACCACACCCAAGUGCCUUUGUGCGGUUUUGUUGUCGCCUUUGGCAAAGCAGGCGGGGAUCAAGCCUGCCAUUGCUAUUACUAUUCCAAAACGGUGCAACAUCAGCAACCGACCGGCGGGAAAGAAGUGCGGAAGAUACACUCUCCCGUGAGAGUCAAACUCAAAGUCAACUAAAAAAAGAAAAGAAGGCAAGCAUGAUGGGGAGUGCUAAAUAAUUACGAGUGUUUUUAUUUUCCUUUCGAGUUAGUACAGAAUAAGAGUUGUCAUAUUGGGCCAUGCUUGCUAGAUAAUUGGCCCAUGGAGGCAGUAACCUUGCUCAUAUGUGUUUAUAUGGUUCCGAUGUCUACCUGUUUCUAUUGGUCUCUGUUUGUCUUCUGGACUCGUCCUGUUCA
Molecule: messenger RNA, 671 nt
Organism: Juglans regia (Persian walnut)
Lineage: Eukaryota; Viridiplantae; Streptophyta; Magnoliopsida; Fagales; Juglandaceae
Product: non-specific lipid transfer protein GPI-anchored 2
Exons: 2
Coding region: 65-430 (121 amino acids)
Biological process (GO): systemic acquired resistance
Molecular function (GO): fatty acid binding
Source: RefSeq, a predicted model, not a curated record